This is a messenger RNA of Pterocles gutturalis (yellow-throated sandgrouse), 4374 nucleotides long. RefSeq names its product insulin receptor (gene INSR). The transcript has 20 exons. Gene Ontology annotation, cellular component: membrane; axon; insulin receptor complex. Lineage: Eukaryota; Metazoa; Chordata; Aves; Pterocliformes; Pteroclidae. Gene Ontology annotation, molecular function: insulin receptor activity; phosphatidylinositol 3-kinase binding; insulin receptor substrate binding. Gene Ontology annotation, biological process: positive regulation of MAPK cascade; cell surface receptor protein tyrosine kinase signaling pathway; protein autophosphorylation. The record is from RefSeq and is a predicted model, not a curated record.
AUGGACAUUCGCAACAAUCUGACCCGGCUGAACAUGCUUGAGAACUGCACCGUGAUUGAGGGCCACUUGCAAAUCUUGCUGAUGUUUAAAACCAAGCCUGAAGAUUUCCGCGAGCUCAGCUUUCCUAAACUGACGAUGAUUACAGACUACUUGCUGCUUUUUCGUGUCUAUGGCCUGGAGAGUUUAAAGGGACUGUUCCCCAACCUCACUGUGAUUCGAGGAACUCAUCUGUUCUUUAACUACGCGCUCGUCAUUUUUGAGAUGGUUCACCUGAAAGAGAUCGGCCUCUACAACCUCAUGAACAUCACUCGAGGCGCUGUGCGGAUUGAGAAGAACAACGAGUUGUGUUACUUGUCCACCAUCGACUGGUCGAGGAUUUUGGAUUCUGUAGAAGAUAAUUACAUCGUGGCCAACAAGGAUGACAAAGAAGAGUGUGGAGACGUGUGUCCAGGAACCGUGAAAGGGAAGAGCAACUGCCCACCUACGGUGAUCAACGGCAUUUUCAUCGAACGCUGCUGGACCCACGACCGCUGUCAGAGAGUUUGUCCACCCGCCUGCAAGUCCCAGGGCUGCACCUCCGACGGUCAGUGCUGCCACAGCGAGUGUCUCGGGGACUGCACGGAGCCGAACAACGCUGAAAAAUGCGUGGCUUGCCGCAACUUCUACCUUGAAGGCAAAUGCGUGGACACCUGCCCGCCCGGUUACUAUCGCUUCGAGGGCUGGCGUUGCGUGACCUUCGGCUUCUGCCAGGAACUGCACAACAAAUGCAAAAACGCCAGGGAGUCGGGCUGUCACGUUAUCCACAACAACGAGUGCGUCCACGAGUGCCCGUCGGGAUACAUCAUGAAUUCCAGCAAGUGAGUACAAGGCUUGCACUGUACGCCCUGCGCAGGGCCCUGCCCCAAGGUUUGCGACUACGGGAAGGAGAAGACGAUCGAUUCGGUGACAUCGGCACAGGAGCUCCGUGGCUGCACGGUUGUUAAUGGAAGCUUGGUUAUAAAUAUCCGCGGAGGAAAUAACAUAGCAGCUGAGCUAGAAGCGAAUCUCGGCUUGAUAGAAGAAAUCUCAGGUUACCUAAAAAUUCGCCGGUCUUACGCCUUGGUUUCUCUUUCUUUCUUUCGUAAACUACAUCUGAUUAGAGGAGAAACACUAGAAGCUGGGAAUUAUUCAUUUUAUGCCUUGGACAACCAGAAUCUUCGCCAGCUCUGGGACUGGAGUAAACACAACCUCACUAUCGCACGAGGCAAACUCUUCUUCCAUUAUAAUCCCAAACUGUGUUUGUCAGAAAUCCACAAGAUGGAGGAGAUCUCUGGGACGAAGGGGCGUCAGGAGAGGAACGACAUCGCCCUCAAGACGAACGGUGAUCAGGCCUCAUGUGAAAAUGAAUUGUUGAAAUUUUCUUCCAUUAGAACAUCUCAUGACAAGAUCCUGUUGAAGUGGGAGCCGUACUGGCCUCCCGAUUUCCGUGAUCUCCUGGGAUUUAUGCUUUUUUACAAAGAAGCUCCAUACCAAAAUGUGACAGAGUUCGAUGGCCAAGACGCCUGUGGGUCAAACAGCUGGACAGUUGUGGAUGUUGACCCACCCCCACGGUCAAACGAGCCCAAAGCCCAGGCCCAGCCAGGCUGGCUUCUGCGGGGCUUGAAGCCCUGGACGCAGUACGCGGUCUUUGUGAAAACUCUGGUCACCUUCUCAGACGAACGAAGAACGUACGGUGCAAAGAGUGAAAUCAUCUACGUCCAGACCAACGCCACUGUUCCCUCGGUCCCGUUAGAUCCGAUAUCUGUUUCCAACUCUUCGUCCCAAAUCAUUCUGAAGUGGAAGCCGCCCUCCGAGCCCAACGGGAACAUCACGCACUACCUGGUGUUCUGGCAGCAGCAGGCGGAGGACAGCGAGCUGUAUGAACUCGAUUACUGCUUGAAAGGAUUAAAACUGCCCUCAAGGACGUGGUCUCCUCCUUUUGAAUCUGAAGACCCUCAGAAGUAUAAUCAAAGUGAAAAUGAGGAUGUCAGCGGAGAGUGCUGUUCCUGUCCUAAAACCGACUCUCAGAUACAAAAGGAGCUGGAAGAGUCUGCUUUCCGCAAGACAUUUGAGAACUAUCUUCACAAUGAGGUUUUCGUCCCCAGGCCAUCAAGAAAACGGAGAGACCUGGGCUCUGUGGCAAACGCCACCGUGGUGAUACCCACCCUCGCGUCCUCUCCAAACAAUUCUGCAGCAGCGUCCGAGAACGCGGAGGAACAGAAACCUUUCGAAAAAGUGAAGUCGAAGGAGUCCUUGGUUAUCUCAGGCCUGCGGCAUUUCACCGGCUAUCGCAUUGAGCUCCACGCUUGUAACCACGAUGCUCAGGAAUCCCGCUGCAGUGUUGCAGCUUACGUCAGUGCCCGCACCAUGCCCGAGGCUAAGGCUGAUGACAUCGUCGGUCCAGUGACCCACGAACUGGUUGAAAAAAACACGGUGCAUUUGAUGUGGCAGGAACCGAAGGAGCCGAACGGUCUCAUUGUGCUGUACGAAGUGAAUUACGGACGUCUCGGGGAGACAGAGGAAGCACACUUCUGCGUUUCCCGGAAGCAUUUUGCCAGCGAGCAGGGCUGUAAGCUCCGGGGACUGCAGCCUGGAAACUACAGUGUCCGCAUACGAGCUACAUCGCUGGCUGGAAACGGCUCGUGGACAGAACCGACCUAUUUCUAUGUGGCUGAUUAUUUGAAUGCUCCACCUAAUAUUGCGGUUAUAAUUGUUCCAAUUAUUUUUGCCAUUAUAAUUGCUGGAAUUAUUGGAGCUGCUUACGUGCUUGUGAAAAAGAGACAAACCGAAGGACCGACUGGACCGCUCUACGCCUCCUCUAACCCUGAAUAUAUCAGCGCCAGCGAUGUCUACGUCCCCGACGAAUGGGAGGUUCCACGAGACAAGAUCACUCUCCUGCGAGAGCUGGGACAGGGCUCCUUCGGCAUGGUGUACGAGGGGAUCGCCAAGGACAUAGUGAAGGGCGAGCCGGAGACCCGCGUGGCUGUGAAAACGGUGAACGAAUCGGCCAGCCUCCGCGAGCGCAUCGAGUUCUUAAAUGAAGCUUCUGUGAUGAAAGGGUUCAGCUGCCAUCACGUGGUUCGCCUCCUUGGGGUGGUCUCGAAAGGACAACCCACUCUGGUGGUCAUGGAGUUAAUGGCACACGGAGAUUUGAAAAGUUACCUUCGCUCUCUGAGACCUGAUGCGGAGAACAACCCUGGUCGUCCACCGCCGACGCUGAGGGAAAUGAUCCAGAUGGCUGCGGAGAUCGCCGACGGCAUGGCCUAUCUGAACGCCAAGAAGUUUGUUCACAGAGAUCUCGCAGCUCGGAACUGUAUGGUUGCAGAAGACUUCACUGUAAAAAUCGGAGACUUUGGCAUGACCAGAGAUAUCUACGAGACGGAUUAUUACCGUAAAGGAGGCAAAGGACUGCUGCCGGUGCGGUGGAUGGCACCCGAGUCAUUGAAGGACGGGGUUUUCACGGCUUAUUCCGAUGUGUGGUCGUUCGGUGUUGUCCUCUGGGAGAUCAGCAGUUUAGCGGAGCAGCCCUACCAGGGACUCUCCAACGAACAGGUGCUGAAGUUUGUCAUGGACGGAGGAUACCUGGAUCAGCCGGACAACUGCCCGGAGAGGCUGCACAGCCUGAUGCAGAUGUGUUGGCAGUACAACCCGAAAAUGCGCCCCACCUUCAUCGAGAUCAUCGAGAUGCUGAAGGAGGACUUGCACCCCAGCUUCCAGGAGGUCUCGUUCUUCUACAGCGAGGAGAACAAACCUCUGGAAACGGAGGAGUACGAGAUGGACUUUGAGAACAUGGAGAGCAUUCCCCUCGACCCCUCCUCGUACUCGCAGAGGGACAAAGUCCUGGGGCGGGACAAUGGCCCCUCCAUGGCCCUCAAGGGGAACUAUGAAGAGCACAUACCUUACACUCACAUGAACGGUGGCAAGAAAAACGGGCGGAUUCUCUCCAUGCCCAGGUCAAGUCCUUCCUAACGCUUCCUGUUUGGCCCAAGGGUUGUGUCUUGCUUUUUUUCCCCCUCCACAAAUCUCAGGACUCUUGUUGUUGCUGCCACAGUGUAUGACACACAUCUACAAACUCUUCAGAUUUUUAACCAUCUUAUGAUUAAUACUUUUUUUUUUUUUUUGCCAAGUUGACUGGUUGUCAGUGGACUUAUCUGUGAACAUAAAUGGAAGAGGUUUCCAUGGCUGCUGUCCCUCCUGUAACCAUGGUUUCAAAACAGGAAGCGACUGUGUAAGUUAAACCGAAGGAGGAGCAUCCGCGGUUGCCAACAGAAAACGUGAAAUUUGCUGGUGUCUGAGCUACAGCGUAACGGUGCGGAACAAAACUUCUGCAGGACAAAAGCAUUUCCAGUAGAAUUC